Molecule: messenger RNA, 2802 nt
Organism: Penicilliopsis zonata CBS 506.65
Lineage: Eukaryota; Fungi; Ascomycota; Eurotiomycetes; Eurotiales; Aspergillaceae
Exons: 3
Coding region: 1-2802 (933 amino acids)
Cellular component (GO): kinetochore
Source: RefSeq, a predicted model, not a curated record
AUGGAUUCUUACGACGGCUACGUGUCUCCUGGCCGGAGUCGCGAGGCUGAAUACCGGCGAAGAUCUCCAGCCUCGCAGGAUCGUCGCCGUGGCCGGGGUCGUUCCCGGUCGCCCGUCAUGAUCGAUCGCUACGAACCGUCCGAUCGGCGUGCCUCCCGUGACGAAUACUACGCUACCCCGCGCGAACAUGUCCCUCAGCGGAAUCGCGGAGAACGCGAAGAACGCGAAGACCGCCGUCGCGCCCCGUCACCUACCGCCGCCAACAUCGACCGCUACGUGCCCGGGCAGGACUCAGGCAAGCGACCCAUUCCGACAAACCCCCUCCCCAACCCCCUGGGCCUUGACUUCCAGGUCGGCUUCAACUGGUUUGCCGAGUGGUGGCGGACGGAGCAGAGCAUCAAAGAGGAGAAGGAGCGUGCUAAGCAUGGCGGGCGCCGGCCCUCGGACCGCGUCAAGGGAGAGCGCGAGGCGCGCGAGGAUCGCGACCGUGAGCGCGCCCAAAUCCAAGCGGCCUAUGACUCGUAUAAGGUCGAGCUACAGGUCAAGAUGGCCCGCACGUUUGUGCAGCAGCACCGCAACGAGGAGUGGUUCAAGGAGCGCUACGUCCCCGAGGUCCGUGAUGCGCUGCGCAGGCGCGUGAUGGACUUCCGCCAGAGCGCAUACCAACAAUGGGAACGCGAUCUCGAGGCAGGCCUCUUCGACGACUUCACCCUCGAGGGUAUCUACAAGAGCGAGAGCGAUGGCGCCGGUGGCGUCAUCGAAAAGGAAGAGGGCGAGACCACCGCUGUGGGCGAGACUCUGAGCGUGCUCGAUCUGCUCCCCGCGCGCGGUGGCGAGCUGCGUGACGAAGCUUCGUCGCAGCCCGCUCUGCUCAUCAAGACCCUAGCCCCCAACGUGAGCCGCGAGAAGAUUGAGGAAUUCUGUAAGGAGCAUCUGGGCGAACAGGAUGGCGGUCUACGCUGGCUCAGUCUCAGCGAUCCUAACCCCUCGAAAAAAUAUCAUCGCAUGGGUUGGAUCAUGCUGCACCCCACCACCGGGACGACGAUGGUAGAACGUGGCGAUGGCCGCGAGGAAGAAGGGGAAGAGAUGGAGGUGGUGGAGGAGCUGUCCACCGCGGCCGCAGCUGAAAAGGCGCUCGAGGCCGUCAACGACAAGACGAUCCACGACCCUGUCCACGGUGACUUUGUGUGCCACGUCGGUGUCCAUGUCCCUCCGUCCAACCCGCGCAAGAAGGCCCUGUGGGAUCUGUUCUCCGCCCCGGAGCGCGUCGAGCGCGAUCUGGAACUGGCCAGGCGCUUGGUGUCCCGGUUGGACGCGGAGAUGGGUGACGGCGCCGACGGCGCCAUACGGAUCGAAGAGCGCGUGGAGGAGCUCCGCAGCAAGGGAUGGUUGCAACCCCCAGUCACGGGCCCUGUGCGCGUCAAGAAGCGUCGCUCCUCCGAAUACGCCGACAAUGAUGACGUUGAGUUGGAUGAGAACGGCAUGGAGGCCGGUGAAGAAGCAGAGGAGGGUGAGGCCGCUGACGGCUGGGAGGAAGACGAAGUUGACGAUGAAGAAUUACUGGCCCAGAAGAAGCUGCUGGACCUUAUGGUCGAGUAUCUGCGGCGGGUGUAUAACUUCUGUUUCUUCUGCGUCUUUGAGAGCGACUCGGUGCAUGAGUUGGUGAGAAAAUGCCCAGGGGGUCAUCUGCGCCGGCCUCGUUCGGGCCUGACCAGCCAGGCGAAAGAGGUUGCACGCGCGAGCGCUCUGGGCCAACCUUUCCCGUCCGCCAAGAAGAAGGAACCGAGCGAGGAUGGCGAAGAGCCUAGCAGCGCCUCGCCUGUUGAGGAGCGACGUCCGGCGCGCUUUGCGCCCAAGUCGGAGCAACAGCUGCUGAGGGCGUUCAACUGGGUCCGCACCUUUGAAGACAAGCUGCUGCAAAUCCUGGAACCGGAAAACGUCGACAUCCGCCGACUGGGCGGCAAGCCUGUCGAAGAAGCCCUCGAGGAGGAGCUUGCCCGCUUCUUCAAACAGGAGGACGAGUCAAAGUUCCGCUGCAAGGUCCCCGAGUGCACUAAAUUGUUCAAGGCCGAACAUUUCUGGCGCAAGCACGUCGAGAAACGCCAUACGGAGUGGUAUGAACGGAUCAGAGAUGACCUCUUCCUGGUAAAUUCCUACGUGUUGGAUCCCGCCCGCAUCGCCCCCUCGCGCUCGGAUGCCAAUAGUAACGGCCACUUCCCGAUGACCUCGGGACCAAACCACAGCGGCACUCCGCGCGGCUUCAGCUUAGCGAACAUGGCCUAUUUUGGCCACAACGGCGCUGUCCCUGGCAGCUUCCAGAACCUCGCCGCCCCGGGUGGUCUUCCUUUUAUGGGCGCCGGCCAGACCGGCUCGUGGAACAGCAACGGACAGCUCGUCACCGGCGAGUCCGGGUUGCACCAGCCAGGAGUGAUGCGCCGUGGUGGCGGUCGACACGGGAACCGGAGCGGCCCCUACGACCGGCGUGGAGGGAACCGCUACGGCUCGAAUACCGGAGGUGUAGGCGGCGGCCGUCUGAGUCCCGUGCGCAUGGGUCGUUUCCCGCCUGCCGGCGGAGCAGCAUACAAUAUUCCCCCCGGCCACCCGGCUGCAGCGAUGAUGGGAGCCGGCGGUGGGCCUGUUGGGGGACCUGGAAUUGGCGGGGGGCUCUUCCCGGACGCGAUGGGCCCCGGAGGCGCGCAGCAGGGGAUGGGUCCCCGGGAGGCGGUGCAAGGACGCAGCCUGAAAAGUUACGAGGAUCUGGAUGCUGUCGGUGGCGGGGGGAGCGGCGAGCUGAAUUAUUAG